Lathyrus sativus (Indian pea) is the source of this 165-nucleotide messenger RNA. Lineage: Eukaryota; Viridiplantae; Streptophyta; Magnoliopsida; Fabales; Fabaceae. The record is from the annotation of a GenBank genome assembly.
AUGGGCACAGCUACCUGCAUCGAUAUCAUCGUUGCCAUCCUCCUUCCGCCUCUCGGCGUCUUUCUCAAAUUUGGCUGCAAAGUUGAGUUCUGGCUCUGUUUGGUGCUCACACUUUUAGGUUAUCUUCCUGGAAUUCUCUAUGCCAUCUAUGCUAUCACUAAGUAA